AGUGCGUUACUUACCUCGACUCUUAGCUUGUCGGGGACGGUAACCGGGACCCGGUGUCUGCUCCUGUCGCCUUCGCCUCCUAAUCCCUAGCCACUAUGCGUGAGUGCAUCUCCAUCCACGUUGGCCAGGCUGGUGUCCAGAUUGGCAAUGCCUGCUGGGAGCUCUACUGCCUGGAACACGGCAUCCAGCCCGAUGGCCAGAUGCCAAGUGACAAGACCAUUGGGGGAGGAGAUGACUCCUUCAACACCUUCUUCAGUGAGACGGGCGCUGGCAAGCACGUGCCCCGGGCUGUGUUUGUAGACUUGGAACCCACAGUCAUUGAUGAAGUUCGCACUGGCACCUACCGCCAGCUCUUCCACCCUGAGCAGCUCAUCACAGGCAAGGAAGAUGCUGCCAAUAACUAUGCCCGAGGGCACUACACCAUUGGCAAGGAGAUCAUUGACCUUGUGUUGGACCGAAUUCGCAAGCUGGCUGACCAGUGCACCGGUCUUCAGGGCUUCUUGGUUUUCCACAGCUUUGGUGGGGGAACUGGUUCUGGGUUCACCUCCCUGCUCAUGGAACGUCUCUCAGUUGAUUAUGGCAAGAAGUCCAAGCUGGAGUUCUCCAUUUACCCAGCACCCCAGGUUUCCACAGCUGUAGUUGAGCCCUACAACUCCAUCCUCACCACCCACACCACCCUGGAGCACUCUGAUUGUGCCUUCAUGGUAGACAAUGAGGCCAUCUAUGACAUCUGUCGUAGAAACCUCGAUAUCGAGCGCCCAACCUACACUAACCUUAACCGCCUUAUUAGCCAGAUUGUGUCCUCCAUCACUGCUUCCCUGAGAUUUGAUGGAGCCCUGAAUGUUGACCUGACAGAAUUCCAGACCAACCUGGUGCCCUACCCCCGCAUCCACUUCCCUCUGGCCACAUAUGCCCCUGUCAUCUCUGCUGAGAAAGCCUACCAUGAACAGCUUUCUGUAGCAGAGAUCACCAAUGCUUGCUUUGAGCCAGCCAACCAGAUGGUGAAAUGUGACCCUCGCCAUGGUAAAUACAUGGCUUGCUGCCUGUUGUACCGUGGUGACGUGGUUCCCAAAGAUGUCAAUGCUGCCAUUGCCACCAUCAAAACCAAGCGCAGCAUCCAGUUUGUGGAUUGGUGCCCCACUGGCUUCAAGGUUGGCAUCAACUACCAGCCUCCCACUGUGGUGCCUGGUGGAGACCUGGCCAAGGUACAGAGAGCUGUGUGCAUGCUGAGCAACACCACAGCCAUUGCUGAGGCCUGGGCUCGCCUGGACCACAAGUUUGACCUGAUGUAUGCCAAGCGUGCCUUUGUUCACUGGUACGUGGGUGAGGGGAUGGAGGAAGGCGAGUUUUCAGAGGCCCGUGAAGAUAUGGCUGCCCUUGAGAAGGAUUAUGAGGAGGUUGGUGUGGAUUCUGUUGAAGGAGAGGGUGAGGAAGAAGGAGAGGAAUACUAAUUAUCCAUUCCUUUUGGCCCUGCAGCAUGUCAUGCUCCCAGAAUUUCAGCUUCAGCUUAACUGACAGACGUUAAAGCUUUCUGGUUAGAUUGUUUUCACUUGGUGAUCAUGUCUUUUCCAUGUGUACCUGUAAUAUUUUUCCAUCAUAUCUCAAAGUAAAGUCAUUAACAUCAAAA
Homo sapiens (human) is the source of this 1627-nucleotide messenger RNA. It is a transcript of the gene TUBA1B, whose product is annotated as tubulin alpha 1b. The transcript is spliced from 4 exons. The coding region runs from base 96 to 1451 and encodes 451 amino acids. NCBI's taxonomy places the organism in Eukaryota, Metazoa, Chordata, Mammalia, Primates, Hominidae. Gene Ontology annotation, biological process: microtubule-based process. Gene Ontology annotation, cellular component: microtubule; cytoplasmic microtubule; cytoskeleton. Gene Ontology annotation, molecular function: structural constituent of cytoskeleton; GTP binding. The record is from RefSeq and is marked validated.